Molecule: messenger RNA, 1044 nt
Organism: Paramuricea clavata
Lineage: Eukaryota; Metazoa; Cnidaria; Anthozoa; Malacalcyonacea; Plexauridae
Source: the annotation of a GenBank genome assembly
AUGUCCCAAUUUCUGGGUGGUAAAUCCAAGCCGAUUCUUAUUCAUCUAUCGAAAGAGCUGGAAAUGAAGAAAGGAUUGAAAUGGUUCAUCAGUGUGAAAGCGAGAUUUGUCAAACCCAAAGUGGGCGGUGAAGAUCUAUACAGUGAACCGCAUUUCCGCAGUCUGUGUACUACAACGGUUAAUGUUCACGAUAUGGAGAAACAACUACACGAAGCUUGCAGUAAAAUUCUGGAUUCAUUGGCGAUAUACCAAAAAGAAGGAAGUGGUUGGAUCCUGGAUGAAAUACUUCAUUUAGACCUCAACAUGGCGAAAUACACCCCACUCAAAGGUUCCAGUUAUAUUCCUCUACCGAGAAAGUUGAAGACUAAGAAAGCCAUUAUUAACGUCAAGAACACGGAUAAUAAAUGUUUUAUGUGGUCAAUUCUCGCUGGUAUUCACCCAGCACAACGGGACGCAGAGAGACUACAUUAUUAUCAGCAGUUCAAGGAUGGACUUAACUUUGAUGAUAUUGAAUUCCCUGUCACAAUUGAUAAGAUUGGAAAAUUUGAACGUCAAAAUAACAUUUCAGUGAAUGUGUUUGGUUUCGAAGAUGUGCUUUUUCCCAUUUAUAUCACAAAGGAACAUUUUGAAAUCCAUGUGAACUUGUUACUAUACUCUGAGGGAACAACUAGACAUUACUGCCUUAUUAAAGACCUCAAUAAAUUACACUAUGAUCAAAAUGGUCGUAAAUGUCGAAUGUAUUACUGCCGUUACUGUCUGCAUGGAUUUAUCCGAGAAGACCUUCUACAAGAGCAUGAGCCUCACUGUUGUCAACAUGGAGCCCAGCGAAUUGAAUUACCGAAUGAAGAUAAUGCUUCACUCUAUUUCAAAGAUUACCACAAACAGCUCAAGGUACCAUUUGUUAUUUAUGCUGAUUUUGAAAGCGUUACAGCCAAGAUUGACUCAGUUUCCCCAAAUCCAACUAAAUCAUCUACCGAGAAAUACCAACACCACCAACCUUGUGGAUUUUCGUAUGUUGUCGUGUCAGAGGCAGAAAAAAUAUAA